Molecule: messenger RNA, 3204 nt
Organism: Sesamum indicum (sesame)
Lineage: Eukaryota; Viridiplantae; Streptophyta; Magnoliopsida; Lamiales; Pedaliaceae
Product: protein MALE DISCOVERER 2
Biological process (GO): protein phosphorylation
Molecular function (GO): protein kinase activity; ATP binding; protein binding
Source: RefSeq, a predicted model, not a curated record
AAAAGAUUUCCUUUUUUGUGUUUUUUGGGCCCAUUUCCCCUCUUUCAGAAAAAAAGAUGGUCGAGGAGAGUUUUCACCUCUGAGAUCAUCCUGAAAAGGGCAGUCAAGAAAAUCACGCUCAAUUUCUUCUCUGUUAUUUUCAACCCCCAUACUAAUUAAUUAUUAUUAUUAUUAAGAAUCUUCUGCGAGCUGCCAUUCCCAGUGUGGAACCACAUUUCUUCCCCACUCCUAAUUUUCAACAUCAUCAACCCUUUCUUCCCUCUGCAUUUUCUUGAAAACAAUUUGUACAUUGAUUUGCACAUUCUGUCUUCUACCCACGAAUCAUAAGGCAAUCAAAGAAAUUCAUUGUAUUAUUAUUGACUGCCCGUCUUGUUUCUCUUUCUCCGCUGAAGGCCGAAUCUUGGGGUAGUUCGUUCCGCCCGGUUAUGCAGUCCCUCCAGAAAACGAAGGUGUUAUAGCCUAAAUAAAAGCCGGUGAAGAUGAGAGACCCCGAUUCUGUUGAUAGAUUCAAGAUGGCUAGCAUAGAUUUGUAUACUUGUUACGUAGUUUGUGCCUCGUAGUGGAUUUGUAAAUGUACAGUUUUUUCUUGAACUGCUGAGUUGAAGAAAUUGUUGGUGUUGUAUAAUUGGUGUUUUAUCCGAGUAAUUCUACAUUGCUCGGAGGGUUAUUUUGCACUAUAAAGCUGGCGAUUUUAUUUAUUUCCUUGUAUCGAGUCCUGGCCAUUGGCAGAAACUGCCUCCAUUACAGCGACGAAUUGAUCGGCUAGCAAUGGGGGGUAGAUGGUCCGCUUGGGGAAUAAAGUUGUCUUCUUUUGCACUUGUGAUUCUUGUUUCUGAAAUUCAUGGAUCGUUGUCGCUUAAUUCUGAAGGAUUAUCACUGUUAAAAUUCCGAGCAAAUGUGGAGUUCGACCCAUUUGGAGCUUUAGCAAAUUGGAAUAGUAAUGACUGCAACCCAUGCAUGUGGUCGGGCAUUGAAUGCCUGGACGGUAAAGUGGUUAUGCUAAAUCUUAAUGGACAAGAAUUGGAGGGAGUAUUGGCACCAGAGCUUGGAAAUCUUACUCAUUUAAGAAUUCUUGACCUUUCGAAGAGCCAUCUUUCUGGCACCAUACCCCCACAGUUUGGACAACUCACGAAACUGGAAGUGUUGGACUUGAGGGAUAAUAACUUGAGUGGAACAGUUCCUGCAGAAUUAGGAGGGUUGCAUUCCCUAAAACGCCUGUUGCUUUGUAAUAAUAGAUUUGAAGGAAGCAUCCCCGUGGAGAUUGAGAAGCUUAGUUUGCUAACUGAUCUGGAGUUCGAUGAUACCCUUCCAACUGCAGCAGCUGCUGGAGUUGGCUGCUCAAAUAGAAAAGUUGGACACUGCAUCUGGCAGAGCGUUUUAAAACAACCGAAGAAAUCCGAUUCCUUCCGAAUGACGUCUAAAUGGAGCAUAACACAUUACCUCAAUCGGCUCCUGAACUUCAAGGUGGGAAGUGAAUCGCCACACAACCACGCCAAUGAUGGCUGCACCAAUGUAACAGAAACCCAUGAGCCAGGUGUCAUCCAGAACAUAAAUAAGCAAGUGAAUGAUGUGCGGCGCGUACUAGCUGAACAGUCCAAUAACCUUGUCGCUAUCCCUCCUAAAGAUACAGCGCCAGCCCCAUCGGGAACUGCCAUUUCUCUUCCAAGCAGAAGUAGUGGGUCAUUUCCUGCUGUACCAAAUGCAAACAAACUCUCUCCCACUCAGGCACCCUCACCUCCUAUAUCCUCACCACCUCCUCCACAAGAGAAUAUGCCUCUUGACAGUCCUGGUGCUGUCAGCCAACAAAAUGAGGAACAUUCGUCAGCUGGUGGAAGUUCUGGGAAUUCGCUUAAACUUAUAAUUGGAAUAUCAAGUGCAGUUUUCUUGCUCAUUAUUCUUGCAGUUAUAAUUGUCCUCUCCAGAAGCAGAGCAGCAAGAACAAUUGGUCCUUGGAAGAGUGGACUGAGCGGACAGUUGCAGAAAGCUUUUGUUACAGGGGUCCCCAAGUUGAACAGAGAUGAGCUAGAAACUGCAUGUGAGGAUUUCAGCAAUAUUAUUAUGGCCCAAGAAGGUGUGGCCACUUUGUACAAAGGAACUCUAUCCAGUGGAGUAGAGAUUGCUGUUGCUUCAACCGUUGUAGCUUCUGCGAAACAAUGGUCAAAACAAGCAGAAUUAGCAUUCAGGAAGAAGAUCGAUAGCUUGUCGAGAGUGAAUCACAAGAAUUACAUAAAUCUUAUUGGGUACUGCGAGGAAGAAGAACCUUUCACUAGAAUGAUGGUUUUUGAGUUUGCUCCAAAUGGCACUCUCUUUGAACAUCUACAUGAUGAAGAUCUUGAACACCUUGACUGGAAUGCAAGGAUGAGAAUAAUCAUGGGGACAGCUUACUGCCUUCAGCACAUGCAUGAUCUCAAUCCACCAGUUGUACAUGCCAACUUGGCUUCCAAAGAAAUAUUUUUGACAGAUGAUUAUGCUGCUAAAAUUGGUGAUGUCACUUUCUGGUCAGAACUAAUAGCCAAGACGAAGAAGACCACGGAAAAUGAUGCCGAGCACUCUGAACUGCCUCCACUUGCUGUGGAAACAAAUAUUCACAGUUUUGGGAUCCUGUUGCUCGAAAUAAUUUCUGGGAAACUCCCUUACUCAGAAGAGGAAGGGGAUAUAGUAAACUGGGCUUGCACGUACUUGAACGAUAAGACAACCAUCAGCCAGUUGAUCGAUCCAAGCUUAAAAUCCCCCAAAGAAAACGAACUUGAGGUCGUGUGUGAGGUAAUCCAGAGCUGCAUCCAGCAAGAUGUAGGGCAAAGACCUUCAAUGAAGGAAAUCAUUCAGAAAUUGAGACAAGCCAUUGAUAUAUCACCAGAAGCAGCAACUCCAAGACUGUCUCCGCUUUGGUGGGCUGAACUCGAGAUCUUAUCACAAGAGGCAGCUUGAUCUUUGACUGCAUGCCCAUAAUGUAAGUCAAUUGUAUCUUCAUUUUACUGCAUACGGGCGGAUGCAAAAUCCCUUGACAAAAGCGCUACAAGAAGAUCUGUAACUAUCUUUUUUCCUUCAUUAGUAAGCCAUUCUUAUAAUCCCUAUUGUUUUAUUCUUCGACAAAAAAAAUUUUGUUACCAUGAGAGGACGUGGGCUGUGAUCAAAUAUCGAACGAACGAGCUUUUGUGAGUACCAUUUUAUGUAAAAGUGAAUUGGGAGGGAGGUGGAUCAUCA